Anolis sagrei ordinatus is the source of this 1583-nucleotide messenger RNA. It is a transcript of the gene C3AR1, whose product is annotated as complement C3a receptor 1. The record is from RefSeq and is a predicted model, not a curated record. Gene Ontology annotation, biological process: complement receptor mediated signaling pathway; positive regulation of cytosolic calcium ion concentration; inflammatory response. Gene Ontology annotation, molecular function: G protein-coupled receptor activity; complement component C3a receptor activity; complement component C5a receptor activity. NCBI's taxonomy places the organism in Eukaryota, Metazoa, Chordata, Lepidosauria, Squamata, Anolidae. Gene Ontology annotation, cellular component: plasma membrane.
CCUGGCUGUAACUGCCUCUUCCCCUUCUUCUCCUCCCUUCUUUGGCUCAGUUGGACAGAACAAGGUGAGAAGAUAGACACUGUGACUGCAGCAACUGUGGAUAGCCAGCCAAGGGAAGCAAAGACAAUGACUCUGCUCCUGGCCAAUGAUAGUUUACAUGGACCUAAUGAAACCUUUCCAUUACAUCAUACUCCCACAUCUAUCAGCUCCCUGGUUAUCUUCUCCCUCACCUUCCUGCUGGGCAUUCCUGGAAAUGGCUUGGUAAUCUGGGUGGUCAGCCUGAAAAUGCAACGAACAGUGAACACCAUUUGGUUUCUACACCUUGCAGUGGCUGACUUUCUGUGCUGCCUUUCACUUCCUUUCACCAUUGUCCACCUGGCCCUCCAUUACCACUGGCCUUUUGGGUGGUUGUUCUGCAAGAUCAUCCCAACAGCCAUUCUUUUUAACAUGUUUGCCAGUGUUUUUCUCCUCACAGUCAUCAGCAUUGACAGGUGUCUGCUGGUAAUGAAGCCUGUUUGGUGUCAGAAUAACAGAACAGUACGAUUUGCAUCAGGGAUAUGUGGCAGCAUCUGGCUCCUAGCCUUUGUGAUGUGUUCUCCUGCCUUCUUCUACCGCGAGACUGUUACAGAUGAACUUGGCAAGAGUCGAUGUGUCUAUAACUGGUAUGGUGAAGAGCAUGUGCAGGAAACAGAACAGGAUGAUCUAGUUUUCAACCAUGAUCUGUUUUCUAUUCAACCUCCUACUGAUAUCUCUCAGGACUAUUUUACUGAUGGAACUCUGGACAUAUAUUCAAAGGACCAAGUUCUUAACAUGGCUGAAAAUAACUCAAAGGCUCCAUAUUCUAGGAUACUAGACACAACUGGCAUCCAUCAAGAUACACUGGUGACAGACAGGACCCGUCGUACAGCCAUAUUUAAUUUUUCCCAACCUCAGGUGAAUACUGCCACAAUCAAUAUUCUUCAUUCAGAUGUCUCCUCUGAUAGUUUUUCUGAAAACUACUCUGACAUAAACAACUCAAUGGAAUAUUAUUAUGAUGACUACCUCUCUGAGAGCCAACCGCCAAGUGUCCUUGUGUCCAUUACCAUAAUCAGAAGUGUCUUGGGUUUCCUCCUCCCUUUUGGAAUCAUGACAACUUGCUAUGUCCUUCUUGCCCGCAAGAUGCUCAAAAACCAGUUUACAAAGACCCGUGGAAAGGUUCUACUGGUGAUCCUGCUUGUAGUAGCUACUUUUUUUCUCUGUUGGGUUCCUUACCAUAUUAUUGGGGUUCUGUACCUUUUGGCUACUCCAGGCACAGAGUUUUUUGAAGAACUGGCUUUGUGGGACCACAUCUCCACAGCAUUGGCAUAUGCCAACAGCUGCACCAACCCACUUCUUUAUGUGUUUGUGGGGAAGAAUUUUCGAGAAAAAGCUUUCCAGACAGUGCAGGGCAUUUUUGAAGGGGUUUUCAUUGAGGAAGCUACAUGUUCCACUGCAUGCUCCCAGGGCAGAAGCCAGACCAAGCAUGACAAGUUUACUGAUACUUCUGUCCUCUAAAAUGAUACUUCCAGACAAAUUUUCCUCACUCCUAUUAGUCCGACUUAAAA